Molecule: messenger RNA, 1143 nt
Organism: Aureobasidium musti
Lineage: Eukaryota; Fungi; Ascomycota; Dothideomycetes; Dothideales; Saccotheciaceae
Source: the annotation of a GenBank genome assembly
AUGUUGAAAGCCAUCAUCAACUGGUUCACCAUGGCAAAUCAAGACAGCAAUGUAUUAAGGGCAGCAGACUCUGCGUCCGACUUGGCACAUGAACAAUCACAAUCCGCCCUCUUCUCGCUGCCUGGCGAGAUUCGCAACCAUAUCUGGAGCUACGCUCUUGCCGACUAUCAAGACAAGACUCAGCUGUACGACGAUGCAACAUGUUACAAGCGACCAGAUUAUCUGGCACCCAGAAAGACUGACACAGUUUUGUUGCAAACGUGCAAGCGCAUCUACCAGGAAGCUUGGUUCUUGCCAUGGACCAAUGCCGAGCAGACCUUCUACCUCACCUCAACAGAUCGUAGACCGCCACGUACAACCACUCCGAGAGACAUGCAGAGGACUUUGCUGGCAAUCUCAAAAAGCCAAACCAUGCCAAUAAUACAACACGUGCGUGUCUUCCCUCAGUUGUACGCUCUGGAGAACGGCCAGAGACUACAAGAAAUCCUUAAUCUGAGGUUCUUCUACCCCAAGGUCAUUACUAUUACCAUCAGACACACAGAUUGGUGGUUCUGGGAGAGCGAUAACAACCUUCAUUUUGACGCCACCUGGGUCGGCAUCUGCAGAUUUCCGAACAGCUUGACAGAGCUUCGUGUGGCGUUUGAAAGCCUCGAGCGUAAGAAAGACCAGAUCGACGAUGUAGUCAGACAGGCUAUGGAGGGUUGGGUAUUCCGCCGUAAGGAUGAUACUGAGCUGUCAGCCAAGGAUUGCAAGCCUGAGAUCAUGAGAUGGAGUGGAAGUGCAACCUGGAAUCAUCACCGUUGGAUACGUGACGAGACGGGUCCAAACAAACUCGACUACUACGUCUCUACCGUUACCUGGAGACCUAUAGUCUCGACCAACAAGGAAGAAGCCCCCAGCGCUCAUCUCGACGAUCCGAUCUCAAGUGUGCCUAUCAGUUACAUACGAAAUGCCGACAUGCCUCUUGACGCUCCUACAGAGGACGUACGUCGUCUCUUUGCACACGAUGACUCUGAAGAAGAAGAAGAAGAAGAAGACGACGAUGAUGAUGAUGAUGAGGGUUCCGUGGAAGACCCAGAUGAAUUCGAACAAAGCGAAAGCGAUCCUGGAGACGAGAUGGAUCUCGGAUCUGACAAUGAUUGA